AUGACGAGGCCGGAGGGCCGUAUCUCAUCGCGGCGCGGCGUCGCCUACUCCCGCGAUCGCAUCGAAGACGAACAGGCAGACUAUGUAUACGGUAGGGCAGCUGCCAUACCUUGCCCAAAGGGGAGCUCCGCCCCUGACGGCUACCCGUCCAUCUGCAGCAACGCCACCUGCGGCGACCUCACCAUCGCCUACCCGUUCUGGCUCAACUCCUCUACAUCUUCCAGCUGCGGUUAUUCCGGCCUGGGCCUCGCCUGCGAGGGCAACACCACUCUGAUUCUCCUCGACCAAUCGCACCACCGGUACAGAGUCUCACACAUCGACUACGACACACAGACGGUGUCCCUGGUCGUCGACGCCGAAACCUUCAGCACGACCAGCUGCCCGCUCCUCCACCGCAACCUCACCAUCGACACCAGCUCCCCUCUGCAGCUCACGCCCUCGGACUCCAGCAUCACCUUCUUCUACAACUGCACGAAGAACGCCUCCUGGCCUUCUGCCGUGGAAUUAAGUGGCUGUCCAGACUAUAACAAGACUUCGUACGUGCUCAUGGACGAUGGUUACCCGGGCGAAGCGUCCAAGUACGGUUGCGAGGCGGCGGUGGUGGCGCCGGUGCUGGAUACUCAUAAGGAGGCCAUGGCGGAAAUGCCUCGGGAGAGAAGAUAUCUUGAUGUUCUGAUGGGCGGGUUCGAACUGAACUACAGCCCGCACUCCGGGCAGUGCGGCAUCUGCGAGCGUUCCGGCGGAUGGUGCGGCUACCAGCACAACCAGACGAAUGGAUCGUUGGGAUUCACUUGCUUCUGCAAUGGCGGCCCGACCACGGAUCAUUGUGGUACGUACGCGUCAAUGCCGUCAUCUCCUGACUCCUCCCUCAGUGCUUCUCUUUGA
Messenger RNA from Lolium rigidum, 885 nucleotides. Its product is annotated as LEAF RUST 10 DISEASE-RESISTANCE LOCUS RECEPTOR-LIKE PROTEIN KINASE-like 1.2. Gene Ontology annotation, molecular function: polysaccharide binding. NCBI's taxonomy places the organism in Eukaryota, Viridiplantae, Streptophyta, Magnoliopsida, Poales, Poaceae. Bases 1 to 885 code for a protein of 294 amino acids. The record is from RefSeq and is a predicted model, not a curated record. The transcript is spliced from 2 exons.